CCUCGAGCCCUUUACUGUUGCCAGGGCGUCAAUGGCGGAACUCCGCGGCAGAAGUUAAUAUGACACAAGACAGGAUCGCUUAAGAGGUCAACAAGGAUGUCAAUAGAGGCAGAGGCGUUGCUGCAGGAGGCAAAGGAGAGCAUAGAAGCGGCCCAAAACUACAGAAGUGAACUACAGCAGAGACUGCAUGGACUCAGUCAGGCGCGCAAACAGGUGCGUGGCAGUGCCAGCCAGACGCGCGAGGCUCUGCAGAGACACUUUCAGGAGCUGCAGACGGCAGUGAGUCGACUGCUGAUCGACAGGCUGAACGGUCUGCUGCAGGAGGUGGACAACAUUGAGCUGGACAGUGUCAGUCCUUUAGAUGACUGUCAGAAGCUCAUUGAGCAUGGAGUCAGCACUGCGGAUGAGCUGCUCCGAGAGGGGGAGGCUGCAAUUCGCUGCAGUUUAAACGAGACGGAGGACAAGCUAGGCAGCUUCACGAAAAAAGCCCUGCAGAUCCAGUUGGACAGUCUGCCCGAGGUACCUUCACUGGUGGACGUGCCAUGUCUGUCUGCGCAGCUGGAUGAUUCUCUGCUGCAUAUGUUUCGUGCCCAUGUGGCUCGGCACGGCAACGUAGCAUCUCAUCCACCCGUCCAGAUUGAGGAGCUGGUGGAGAGACCAGGUGGUGUGCUGGUGCGCUGGUGUAAGGUGGACGAUGACUUCAGCCCUCAGGAUUACCGGUUGCAGUUCCGUCGCAGUAACUCUUCUCAGUAUGAGGAUGCAUAUAUUGGGAAGGAAACGGAGUUCCUGGUGCUCCACCUCGACCCACACGUUGACCACCUGUUCCGCGUGUGUGCCAGAGGAGAAGGGCGGACGGAAUGGAGCCCGUGGAGCAUCCCGCAGACCGGCUACACCACACUUGCACCCCACGAAUGGUGUCCAGGCGUGGAUGGCUACAUAUUGAGCAGUAGGAAGAACAUCGCCAUGCGCAGUGACUCCUCAACGCCUGGCCAUGGUGGAGUCCUGUACUCCAACUCCCCCACCUACUUCUGUGGCCAAACCCUCACCUUCAAAAUCACUGCUGCUGGACAGACAGAUAAGCGUGACAGUUUGGGUGUGUGUGCCGACAGCAGAACUGACACAGACUCACUGCAGAGAGAUCAGGCUGUCUGCAUCUCCACUAAUGGUGCAGUGUUUGUGAAUGGCAAAGAAAUGACCAACCAGCUGCCAGCCAUCACCGUUGGCUCGUCCGUGACCUUCGACAUGGAGGUGGUGAGCCUGUUUCCCGUAAACAACAACAACCCCAACGACGGGGGAAACUUCAAGCUGAGGGUGACGAUCGGCUCUGGGAACAGAGAGGUGGUGUUUGAUUGGCUGCUGGAUCAGGUGCUCGACAGCCUUUUCUUCGGCUGCUCCUUCACACACCCUGGAUGGAAAGUGCUGGUGUUCUGAUUGGUUACAGUCUGCUGGAAUUCAAGACCUCAAAUCUUUUUAAUAUUAUCAAACUCUCCAAGUGCUUACAGUGUUCUGAAUACCCCUCCCCCUUAUUCCUAAUAUCAGUUACGCAGGAUAACAUUAACGUUUCUGAGGUGCGCCUCUGACCAAAACCACUACUCUUUGACCUCAGUACAUACAGGUGAACGAUUUUUUUUUCCAUUAUCGUGCAUAUUUGCAAAAAAAGAGAGACUGUUACAUGUCAGAGGAGUUUAAUAAAGUCUUUACCUGCAGGUGUUACAUUGCAAAGCAUGCUGGGUUUGGUUAACCACAGAAACUAUAUGUACUGUGUAGCAUUCAGAGAUCAAAGGCACUCAACUUGUUUUUUUUUUUAACAAACUGCUUCCCAACGAACGACGAAGACGAUUCUAGUUUGAGUUAAGACGUGGAGAAUGUAUCGUCUGUAGUUUGUUUGAAAUGGCUGGAUGUUAUUUUAUUAUGAGCGAUAAUGUUAAGCGAUGGCGUGCCUAACAACUAGUAUUGUACUCUUGAUCGCCUGGUACUCGUGUUUUUGUCUAGAAAGUACUGUUUUCGUUUCUUUUUCUAUCACAUUGUGAAGAAAGCCUUAACCAGUGUCAAUCACCGCUCAACUAUGAUCAGUAGACAUCCAUGUGUUCACAGAAAUGUGAGAAUUCGCACUAAGCUUAAGUGUUGUGCCAAUUUAUGUUCACCUUUUAAUAUUUACCUGUUCCGUUUCGUUAGAUGGCUCGUAGUACGGUUUAUAUUGUAUUUGAUGAGGAUUUUCACAUUUCACAACACAAUAUGAGAGGCCACGCAUUCAGUUUUUACAUGUUCCUGAGAUCACUGAAUAUAAAUUAUGAGGUACUAAGUUGAGACCGUGCUUUAAAACCAGCAAACACAUACCCACAAGAUAUCGGAAAACCAUAUUUAUAAAACUGUGACCGUUUCAUGUAUACUUACCUCAUUUUUGUUUGUGCCUUCUCAGUAAAGAUGCGGAAAUACAAUUGAACAUUUGCCACUUAAAUUGUUUGGAAAAUUUCUUGAUUUUUGCAAAUGUAUAUGGGUCAAACAUGAAUGUUUUUAGGUAUUCAAGCAAUAAAAGAGUACUUCACAUUUAAA
Molecule: messenger RNA, 2553 nt
Organism: Danio aesculapii
Lineage: Eukaryota; Metazoa; Chordata; Actinopteri; Cypriniformes; Danionidae
Gene: crlf3
Product: cytokine receptor-like factor 3
Exons: 9
Coding region: 97-1431 (444 amino acids)
Molecular function (GO): protein binding
Source: RefSeq, a predicted model, not a curated record